CUGUGCUUAAGUCCUCUGCAUAUCCAUCUUACUCGGGUUGAUGACCUAUCUGGCCGGCAGCGCUUAGCUCACUCUACCUCAGCUCCACUUCGCGUUUCUCCAGCAGCUUCUUGCAUCAACGGUUGUGAUUGGAAGGUCCAGACACUCAGCUCUUUGAGGGCUAGAAAGCGCCCCGAUUACACCAUUGUAACCUCCACUGGACCAGCUCUUCUUCGAGGUCACCGCGCACCUCUUCAUAUGCCACGCCAUUUUGCACCUCGCAUUCCUCACGUGGAAAAGACCAUGUUUACGUAG
Molecule: messenger RNA, 294 nt
Organism: Protopolystoma xenopodis
Lineage: Eukaryota; Metazoa; Platyhelminthes; Monogenea; Polystomatidea; Polystomatidae
Source: the annotation of a GenBank genome assembly